This is a messenger RNA of Lagenorhynchus albirostris (white-beaked dolphin), 2442 nucleotides long. RefSeq names its product adenosylhomocysteinase (gene AHCY). Bases 129 to 1427 code for a protein of 432 amino acids. The record is from RefSeq and is a predicted model, not a curated record. The transcript is spliced from 10 exons. NCBI's taxonomy places the organism in Eukaryota, Metazoa, Chordata, Mammalia, Artiodactyla, Delphinidae. Gene Ontology annotation, biological process: L-methionine cycle. Gene Ontology annotation, molecular function: adenosylhomocysteinase activity. Gene Ontology annotation, cellular component: cytosol.
AAGAUAUUUAAAGGCGCCGGCGCCACGCGCAGGCCCCUAACCGGCGCCGCCUGCCGCGCUCCAGUCCUCGGCCCGCGGCUCGGCACCCUUCGCUCGUAUCCAUCACUCCGUGCGGAAACGCCGCCGACAUGUCGGACAAGCUGCCUUACAAAGUCGCUGACAUCGGCCUGGCCGCCUGGGGGCGCAAGGCCCUGGACCUCGCAGAGAAUGAGAUGCCGGGCCUGAUGCGCAUGCGGGAGAUGUACUCGGCCUCCAAACCACUGAAGGGCGCCCGCAUUGCCGGCUGCCUGCACAUGACCGUGGAGACAGCUGUCCUCAUUGAGACCCUCGUUGCCCUGGGUGCUGAGGUGCGGUGGUCCAGCUGCAAUAUCUUCUCCACCCAGGACCAUGCAGCAGCUGCCAUUGCCAAGGCUGGCAUUCCAGUGUACGCCUGGAAGGGUGAAACGGACGAGGAAUAUCUGUGGUGCAUUGAGCAGACGCUGUACUUCAAGGACGGGCCCCUCAACAUGAUUCUGGACGAUGGUGGUGACCUCACCAACCUCAUCCACACCAAGUACCCACAGCUCCUGUCAGGCAUCCGAGGCAUCUCCGAAGAGACCACAACGGGGGUCCACAACCUGUACAAGAUGAUGGCCAGCGGGAUCCUGAAGGUGCCUGCCAUCAAUGUCAACGACUCUGUCACCAAGAGCAAGUUUGACAACCUCUAUGGCUGCCGGGAGUCCCUCAUAGAUGGCAUCAAGCGGGCCACGGACGUGAUGAUUGCGGGCAAGGUGGCGGUGGUAGCGGGCUAUGGCGACGUGGGCAAGGGCUGUGCCCAGGCCCUCAGGGGCUUCGGGGCCCGUGUCAUCAUCACGGAGAUCGACCCCAUCAAUGCGCUUCAGGCUGCCAUGGAGGGCUAUGAGGUGACCAUCAUGGAUGAGGCCUGUCAGGAGGGCAAUAUCUUUGUCACCACCACGGGCUGUAUUGACAUCAUCCUCGGCCGGCACUUUGAACAGAUGAAAGAUGACGCCAUUGUGUGUAACAUCGGACACUUUGACGUGGAGAUUGACGUCAAGUGGCUGAACGAGAACGCUGUGGAGAAGGUGAACAUCAAGCCCCAGGUGGACCGCUACUUGUUGAAGAAUGGGCGCCGCAUCAUCAUUCUGGCCGAGGGCCGGCUGGUCAACCUGGGCUGCGCCAUGGGCCACCCCAGCUUCGUGAUGAGCAACUCCUUCACCAACCAGGUGCUGGCGCAGAUUGAGCUGUGGACCCACCCAGACAAGUAUCCCGUUGGGGUCCACUUCCUGCCCAAGAAGCUGGAUGAAGCAGUCGCUGAAGCCCACCUGGGCAAGCUGAAUGUGAAGCUGACCAAGCUGACUGAGAAGCAGGCCCAGUACUUGGGCAUGUCCUGCGAUGGCCCCUUCAAACCUGAUCACUACCGCUAUUGAGAACCAGGCCCGCCCUUUGCCUUCCAGCUGCUGUCCUUGCCUGGGUCCCACCUCUCCUCCCCAAGAGCAAAUGGCACCACCUUUGAGAUUGGUUUGAUAAUGUUCCCCAUCAACUCCCUGGGGCUAGUCACUCAGUCUUUGGCCUCUGCUGCAUCCCUCAUACUGUUCCAAGUGUGGCAGGGGGAAUUGAGAAGUCCCUCCUCAAGCCCUGGUCAUGAUCGAGGUACACGGGAGUUACCCACAGGGAGCCAUGAGCUCAGGGGUUCUGGAACUGCUCACUCAGUCAGUCCUUCCUUAGGCUGGAAGUUGGCAGUGGUGUUCACAAAGCCCAUGCACUUUACCAUCCAGGCCCUCACUUGGCCUAUGGACUUUUUAUACCCAUGUUCUUGGUUUAUAGGUUCAUUGGUUCCUCAGCCCAUGACAGAUGAGAAGGAGCUCUGUCAAAGGGUGUGGAGGAACUGUUGGAAUUUGAAUGCUCCUGAGAGCCCGGCUUAGUGCUUGGCAUUCUCUUAAACCUCAGAACGAUGAGGUUGGUACUUUUAGUCCCUAUUUUACAGGGGUUGGAAUAUAUUGUUAAGGGAUAGCCAAGAAAGGACGAGAGAAGUGACAGCCAGAGGUUGAGAGGGGCCAGAGAAACGUAAAAGUGCAUUGUAACUUGAUGUUCUCUUCACAACUCUGGGUCAAAAAGAGAUUAAUUUGGUUUAUAAUGUUAAAAGAGAGCAAGAAGGUGGGUUAAUAAAAAUUUUGGUGCCUAAAAGAAUUUUGAGCCUUUAUUUUAUAGAUAAUCCACUGCCAACGAUGUAGGGUGUAAGCCAAGGGGUAAUAGUCUGAUGUGCUGUAAUAGUCUGCUGUGUUGCAGUGUGGGGUGACGGGCUGCAGGCACACCCUUGGGCUUGGAAGACUGUGUAAAAUGAAGAGAGAACUCUUGUGUCUUCAGGUGUGUCUUUUGUAAACAGCCUGUUUUUUACCCAACCUAAGCGUCAUUUAAUAAGUGAGAUUAACCUAUUUAUAUUUA